Messenger RNA from Mytilus trossulus (common blue mussel), 851 nucleotides. RefSeq lists its product as uncharacterized. The transcript has 5 exons. Lineage: Eukaryota; Metazoa; Mollusca; Bivalvia; Mytilida; Mytilidae. The coding region runs from base 69 to 851 and encodes 260 amino acids. The record is from RefSeq and is a predicted model, not a curated record. Gene Ontology annotation, molecular function: carbohydrate binding.
CAUCGCUAGAACACUGUCACUUAAAUACAUCUAUAUCCUUCUCAGGAUUUUGCAGCGGCUGUUCCCUGAUGUCACUCAAUUUUCAGAUCUUACUCGUGGUGUUGGUUGGUUUUACUGGGAAAAGUAGCCAGCAGGUAGUGAUCAAUAUAGAUGAUAUAGUAGGUCAAGGAGUACUUGGAAACAUCGAUGAAGUCGUUUUAAUCAAUGAAGGAAGUGUUUCCAGUUCACAAACAAACACGUGUGACGGUACUUUUCUUGGAGGAGUUUUAUUAGGACGAUUAUUGGCACCAAUGGCUAUGGCGGACGGAUCAACGAUGACGCCCCUUAUGAGCAUGUUGACGACCCUUAUGAGCAUGUUGACAGGAGUGCCACAGACUCCUGUACCAAUGGUAUGCCCACCCCAAUCAACCACCACGCCUUGUCCGUCAACACCGCCUCAAAGAACCGUCAACCGUGUUAUACUGUGCGAAGGAGAUGUGCCGGCCUUUAUCAGUUGCGAUUCACAAAUAAAUAUAGUAGGAGCUGUAUACGGACGAGUAGACCCCAGUAUUUGUCCAGAUCCCAGAAUAUCGACAACAAGCUGUAUCUCAACUACGUCAGAUGCUCUAGUUAAAACAGAUUGCAAUGGACAAACUAUUUGUCAAUUAAUUGCUAAUAAUGGUAAAUUUGGUGACCCCUGUCCAGGCGGAAGUAUCAUUAUGACGAAAAAGAUAAUGACACGCCGGACAAUGAAUAGGAAGACAGCAGAUCUAAAUGAAGAAAACAUUGACUUUCUUCGAAGAUCAAUAAACGAAAAUGGCGUAACAAGCCGAGAAAGUACAGACGACGAUAGAGAUUCUGGCAAACCAUAA